Messenger RNA from Geodia barretti, 1786 nucleotides. NCBI's taxonomy places the organism in Eukaryota, Metazoa, Porifera, Demospongiae, Tetractinellida, Geodiidae. The record is from the annotation of a GenBank genome assembly.
ACGAAUGGGCGUGCGCGCGUGCGUGUGGGCGUGAGCUAGUCCCAGCCUAGCCUAGCCUGAUCUGAUUUCCACACAGCGCCAUGGCCGAGCUGGACAUACCAGGAGUGGCGUUGAAUCAAGAGUACAGAGUGAAGCUGGGCAAGAGUUUCACGUUUCCCAAAGAAAAUGCCUUCCACACCAUCAAGUAUGACUUCAAGCCACUGUCGGUGGACAACAGCAAGCCGGGGAAACUGAGAGUAGGAGAGGGAGAUGAAGUCAACAUGUCUUUGCCUGUGGUGCAGGCAGAGUCAGCGGAUGACGUGGCUCAGUUCAGGGGACCGAAGCGACCGUGUACCCGAGAGUGUGUCCUCAUUAUCAACACUGAGACUGGGGAGGCCAUUCUGGAGAAGAUUGGCAGUUCUGUCAACCUCAAGUCUGUCAGGGAUGGAAGGCCGAAGCCUUCGCGAGAUCGCUCCAUAUCUCCAGCACCGUUUGCCGCCAAGAACCAGGCCAUGGGGAAGAUGGCAGGACAUGGGAAAUCCCCCGCUCCCUCGGGCUCCUCCUCCUCCUCCCACAAACACUCGAAAGUCCCGAAACCACCGGCGAAAUCACGCCCCAAGAAAUCUUCAGAGAUUCAGCAGCAGCAACAGAAUAGUAUUGGUCUCGGAACUAACAGCUCGGCCAGUAGUAGUGGAAGCACUCUGAAAGUAUCUGGGAGUUCUGCGGUGGGAGAGAUUUCUUCAAAACCGAAGAAGAAGCAAUCAAAGUAUGCAAACGUAGGGUCGACCCAUCACACAGAUGUGCAGUCUUCCUACCUCUCUAUACCAACAAAGACUAGUAGUGCUAGUGCACCUUCCGUACUCGUGCCAGCAGCUAAUGAGCCGAACCCCUACAAUCAGGGGUCUUAUAACCAGGCCACUGAGUUGGGGAGUGGGCAGAAGAAACUGACGCUGGAGGACAGCAGUGGAUCUUCGAGUGGUUCGGGGUCAAGCAGCUCGUCCGGAAGCUCAGACAGCGAGAGUGAGGACGAGUCCCCCGCCCAGCCGUCUUUCCUGUCAACGGGGACCUACCCUGGAGGUGGGGCCAGUGGGGGAGGGGUUAAUGUGCCACCUUCUGGAGGGGGAGUCAUGAAUAUGCCCUCCAUGCAACCGUCUCAACUAGCCAACAGAGUUCCUCCGUCAAUGCCAGUGUUUGGAGGGAGCGGUGUGAGUGGUGGUGGAGUCCCAAUCUCCAUUCCCCCAUUCCCAGUCCAGCCGUCACGGAACGAGGACUCUAGCAGCAGCUCGGGCUCUGAUUCUGACAGCAGUAGUGGGAGUAGCAGCGGGAGCUCCUCUGACAGCUCCGACGAGAACAUCAAGGUAUACAGCCGUAUACGUAUGAUGCUAUGUACUUAGUGACUAAAAUCUGACCAGAAAACCAAAAGUCCUGCUGCCUAAAAACCAAAACAAACGUCAUUUUUGUGUGUGCAGAGAUUUGUUCCGCUCAAUUGUUAAAGAGGAUUCUUUGGUUCAUGCAAAUUAAGAGUGUGUGGUUAUUGAUGUGUGUUUUUCCUUCGUUCAAGGGCCAGACUGCUGUGCAACAGGCUCCACCGAACAUCAUGAGGUCCAUCUCUACUCUCGAGCAUGAGUUGUCUUGUUCGUCUUCAGACAGUGACUAAGCCCCUGUAUAAUCAAUGAACUCUCCUCACUUCGUCCCACUAAUCACGACAUCGUUUCAUUCAUCGCACAAUGUAUUCUUCUGCACAUUUUCAUCAUUAAUACUCCUAUAGAGAGGUCAUUUUAGUAUUUUGUGGUGUUAUGGGUGGCGC